Messenger RNA from Hordeum vulgare subsp. vulgare (domesticated barley), 2198 nucleotides. RefSeq names its product O-fucosyltransferase 6-like. The transcript is spliced from 10 exons. The coding region runs from base 134 to 1918 and encodes 594 amino acids. The record is from RefSeq and is a predicted model, not a curated record. Lineage: Eukaryota; Viridiplantae; Streptophyta; Magnoliopsida; Poales; Poaceae.
UCAUCUCGAAAGUUCAAACACACCACUGAUCCGUAGGGGCUCCCAUGUCGCCGCUGUCUCCGCGACUACUUCUCCGCCGCCGUCGCCGCGGCGCUCUCUUCCUGCCCUGAGAUCUCCGGUCGCCGGGCCCGGUAUGGUCCUGCCGCGCCGGCGCGGCGGCCACAACCACCAUCCGUGCCCGUGCCCGCGCCGCGCCCUUCUGCCGGCGGCGGCGCUACUGCUGCUCUUCCUCCUCGCCGCCGUCACGCUGCUCUACGUCUCCCCGCCGCCUCUGUCCGACCACCCGGCCCUCGCCUACUCCCGCCGCCGCUCCCCGCAUGCUCCGUUGAACAGCUCUGAUGGCGGCAGCCUAGUGGAGCCCGGGCGCCGCGAGAUUUCCCGCGUUCCAAGAGGUGGUUGGACUGCGACAGAUGGCCUCUGGGGUUCGAAGCUUGCUAGCAAAUUCUAUGGGUGCAGCAACUCAAGCAGCAAGUUUCUUGAUUCAGGUGUUAUGACACAUCCAGACCGUUAUUUGAUGAUUGUUACAAGUGGAGGCCUCAAUCAACAGAGAACAGGGAUAAUUGAUGCUGUUGUUGCUGCACGUAUUUUAAAUGCAACACUCGUUGUUCCCAAAUUGGACCAAACCUCCUUCUGGAAAGAUGCAAGUGACUUUGCUGAAAUUUUUAAUGCCGACUGGUUCAUCUCAUUUCUAUCAAAGGAUGUAAGGAUUGUGAAAGAGCUUCCAAAGAUAGGAAAUAAACUGCGAGCUCCUCAUAGAAUGCGUGUACCUCGCAAAUGCACUCAGCGAUGUUACUUGAACCGUGUGUUGCCUGCACUUAUUAAGAGACACGUUGUUCGACUAACAAAAUUUGAUUAUAGGCUAGCAAACAGGUUGGAUUCUGACCUGCAAAAGCUGAGAUGCAGAGUUAACUACCAUGCAUUGAGAUUUACUGACCCAAUACAAGAAAUGGGUGAAAAGAUAAUACAGAGAAUGCGGGAGAGGAGCACGUAUUUUAUUGCUCUUCAUUUAAGAUUUGAACCGGAUAUGCUUGCCUUUUCUGGGUGCUACUACGGUGGUGGAGAAAAAGAGAAGAGAGAACUUGGUGUGAUACGGAAGAGAUGGAAAACCUUGCAUGCUAGCAAUCCAGAGAAAGAAAGAAGGCACGGUAGAUGCCCACUAACUCCUGAGGAGGUGGGGCUGAUGUUGAGGGCACUGGGCUACAGAAACAAUGUUCACAUUUAUGUUGCCUCUGGAGAUAUAUAUGGUGGCGCAAAGACAUUAGCACCCCUGAAAGCACUCUUCCCCAAUCUUCAUACCAAAGAAACAGUAACAAGCAAAGAUGAGCUGGCUCCAUUCUCAAAGUACUCAUCUCGCAUGGCCGCACUUGAUUUCAUUGUCUGUGAUGGAAGUGAUGCUUUUGUGACUAACAACAAUGGCAAUAUGGCCAAAAUUUUGGCUGGGCGAAGGAGAUAUUUUGGGCAUAAGAGAACGAUCCGACCAAAUGCGAGAAGGCUCUACUCCUUAUUCUUGAGCAGAGGAAACAUGUCCUGGGAUGCAUUCUCCUCCAAAGUGCGCAUGGCCCAGAAAGGAUUUAUGGGAGAGCCCAAAGAGCUGAGGCCAGGAAGGGGGGAGUUCCACGAGAACCCUUCAACAUGUAUAUGUGAAAACACCGAUCCCAAAACACUGACCAAACCUAACCCUCGAAGCGAGCAAGGAUUGAGCAAUGGCACCCAGGGAGGGAAAGCCAUUGCCGAGCCCACAGUUGCUAAUCAUACCAACGAAGAGUUAGACGGAUCCAGUGCGGAAGAAGAUGGCAAUAGCGCGGAGAAAGAAGAUGACACUAGCGAAGAGAAAGAGGAGAUAGUUGACACGGAAGUGGAGGAUGAUGCAUUGGUGAGACCAGAUGAUCCUGAGCUGGAGGAGGUCCUUUCGGAUUAGAUAGGUUACCCCAUGCCGUAGGUAGAUGUUAACCAGCCGGCAGAGUUUUGAUGAGUUGCUGAUGGAUAUUUGCCCCUUUCAAUGUACAUAUUUUCUGUGCUGUGUAAAAUAUUGACCCCCACCCCCUCUUGACUGUAGUGAGCUUGUAGGGUACCCUCGUCUUUCGUUAGUCCGGUAUCAUAGUGGCUGUGCGCUGAUGUUGUUAGAGUUUGUAAUGUGUGUGGUAUGCUGUAGCGUGGGCUUGUUUGUGUUUAUUUAUUCACUUUUGUGUAAUUCUCAA